Lotus japonicus is the source of this 818-nucleotide messenger RNA. RefSeq lists its product as uncharacterized. The coding region runs from base 1 to 759 and encodes 252 amino acids. Lineage: Eukaryota; Viridiplantae; Streptophyta; Magnoliopsida; Fabales; Fabaceae. The transcript is spliced from 2 exons. The record is from RefSeq and is a predicted model, not a curated record.
AUGGUCAAGGAGUUAGAAUUAUUGGAGGCUUUCCGUGAUCUGAGUUUGAAUGUUGAACUCGCACCGGGGAAGCUGAGCUUUGGAAUGGUGACGGUGUCUAGUGGACUCUUGGAUGAGAUAAAGUCGAAACAAGAGACCGAUGAAGGGUUGAUUGAAUGGCGCAAGCUUGUGGCACAAGGAAAAGCGUCUGAGUUCGCUAUUGGGAACGACAAUAUUCUGCGUUGUAAGGGACGAAAAACCACAGAAGAGGUGAAGCAAAUCCAAGAGAAGAUGAGGGUUUCGCAGAGUCGUCAGAAAAGUUAUGCUGACAAUCGCAGGAAGGAGUUGGAGUUUCAAGCUGGAGAUCAUGUCUUCUUGCGGGUUACCCCGAUGACAGGUGUCGGAAGGGCGAUCAAGUCAAAGAAGCUUACUCCAAAGUUUAUCGGACCGUACCAGAUUACGGAGCGUGUUGGACCCGUGGCGUAUAGGAUUGCCUUACCGCCGUUCCUAUCCAACAUACAUGAUGUGCUGCAUGUGUCGCAACUUCGGAGGUAUAUGGCUGAUAAUUCUCAUGUGAUUGAACCUGAUGAUAUUCAGCUGAAGGAUGAUCUAACGAUGGAAAUGCCGCCCAUCAAGAUCGUCGACAAAAGCACCAAACGUUUGAGGAACAAGGAAGUAUCCUUAGUGAAGGUUGUAUGGAAUCAAGCUACGGGCGAUGCGACUUGGGAAUUAGAGGAUAAAAUGCGGAAAUCACAUCCCGAGUUGUUUGUAGACCCUUAAGUUUCGAGGUCGAAACUAUUUUAAGGGGGGGAGUAUUGUAAGACCCGGGGAUUUAUUUA